This is a messenger RNA of Vitis riparia (riverbank grape), 1018 nucleotides long. RefSeq lists its product as uncharacterized. Bases 51 to 707 code for a protein of 218 amino acids. NCBI's taxonomy places the organism in Eukaryota, Viridiplantae, Streptophyta, Magnoliopsida, Vitales, Vitaceae. The transcript has a single exon. The record is from RefSeq and is a predicted model, not a curated record.
GUCAGUCCACCUCUUUAAAAGGCACUCUGUUCCAGUGACGUUCAAACGAGAUGGAAACCAAGCGGUUCAGCAACUCCAGUUACCGCCGAUCAACUACCGCGCGCCUCCUCGGAGUACCCUCUGGCCAGUCCGGCCCUUCCACCGGCGAUUCGUCCUUCUCCGGUGGUGAUUUCAGUGAGGACGACGUAUUUUGGACGAGCGACUUGGUCGAACCGAACCACCUACCAAAUAACCCUUUCGGCGCUGGCAAGUCCAACGACCAUUUUCGGACACCGGAAAGUCAUGGUAUCCUUGCUACUUUACCGGAUUCCGACCAGAACAUGAUUAUCGAAACCCCUCCGAUGCUGAACCGGAAAACUUCGUUUCCAUCAUCGAUUAGAGCGGUUCCUGCGAUACCUAAGCCCCCGCAUAUUUCUCUAGAAAACAAGCACUCUCAGUCCCUACCAGUUAGAAGGUUUCAUCAAUCAGCUCCGAUGACCAUCCCAGUCCUAUCCAAGGCAAGGAGCAGUUCUCUUGCCCAAGCAGACGACGACGACGAGGAGGCAGAAGAUGAGAUGUUGCCACCGCAUGAGAUCGUGGCACGAGGCUCUCGUCGAUCGCCGAAGACGACGUCUUCCGUGCUGGAAGGCGUUGGAAGGACAUUGAAGGGGAGAGAUCUGCGUCAGGUUCGAAACGCUGUAUGGCGCAAAACAGGUUUUCUUGAUUGAAGUUCCAAUUUUGAGGUUUCGGAUCAUUUUUGGUCAUAUAAUGACAGUAUAUUGGCCAAGUGAGGGAAAUUAAAUUUGCUUUUGGUCUAAUGAGAGCACUUAGCGGAAAUUAUACAGAGUUCUUGAUGUAUCUUUCCUCAAUACAAUUUGGACGAUUGUGAAUUUGAUUUUUGAUGCCGAACCCUCUUUCUUCAUUUUUGCAUGUUGGCAUCUUUGUGUUUGGUGGAUAUUUUCUUAUCGCUAACUUGGAAAUGUGCCAUUCAAACUGUGUCUUGUUUGUCAUUGUUGGUUAAGCAUGACUCUGUUCCGAA